AAAACUGUCACGACACUAACGUGACAGUCCGUUUUCAGUAGUUUUUCGCCACUUGAGUUAAUAUUUGUCGUGUAAAAUUGGUGGAUAUGAUGUAAAUAUAUUGACGUUUGUAUUUUUUAUUCAAUACUUGUAUUAACGUUUGUUCCAUACGCUUAUUUAGCGGUUAGCACGGCCGGACGUUAAGGGUAACCUUGACGUGCAUGACUGUAGUUUUCUCCAAGUGUUGACCGGUUAAUGUACUGAAACAUAAAACAUGUCGGCUUUUUGUCGCAGUUUAAGCUCAUCGGUUAAGAUCCUGGCAGGACCUACACUGCCUUCCCCUUGUGCGUGGUUUGUGUCUACACGCAGCAAAUUUACCAAAGCAAGAAUCAAAAAAGAGCUUUUUGAAGCAAGAUCAAAAGAACAUGAGAAAUAUGGAGGAGAUCCAGACCAGCCUCACAAACUUCACAUAGUGACACGAGUCAGGAGUGCGUUGAGGAGGCCGUACUGGGAGAAAGAUAUGGUGAAAUACUUCGGUCUUGAAAAGGCACAUGUACCUGUAAUUCACAAAAACACACCUGCAGUCAAUAGCCAGCUGAAAUUCAUCAAGCAUCUUAUAAGAAUCGAGCCACUGAGGACGCCGUAUGGACUCCCUGCUGAAGAGGACAUGGCUGACACAUACAUUAACAGUAAAGGAGAGUUGGUUGUUCGUCGCCUCAUCCAUCCUGUAGAGCCCAAGGCCAUCGAAUCUUAACUUUACUUUCAAUCACACCAGUGAAAAAUGGUUUGGUGACAAACUGAUCCAUAAAAGGGUUGGUGGGGCUGCAGGUUUUUAUUGAAACUAAGCAGGAACACAUCUGACUCAACUCACUCAAUCACCCAAACUGUCUUAACACAGUUGCUUUGUUGGCUCGGGUGUGCUCCUGUCUGGUUGGAACAAGAACCUGCAGCCACAUGGCUCUUUAAUGGAUCAGCUUGGCAGCCCUGGUUAAACUGUCCAUAAACAUCAUGGGAAAGCUUGUGCUACACAGCUUCAUUUUGUGGUUCCACUACACUGAGACAUUUGGUUUAAAUGGGGUCCAGAAUGUAAAUGUAAAUUCAAAUGCAGACUUGUAAGUCAUACAUGCAGCUGUUGUGAUGGAAAAAUCUGUUUUCCAUGACAAAUUUUGCCUCAUUUGUUAUUAAAUAUAUCUAAAAACAAAUUAAAAACCUUUUGAAAUGAUAUGCAGCAUGUUUCCCUUUUGCUUGUAUUUAAUGGACACCUGUUGAGUCAGAGUACUAAGACAAUUGUUACACCUUAUUUCACACACACACAGGUGUUUUCACUUAUUUAAUGAUUAGUCCUUGUUACAGGAAUGUAGCUGUUAGAAUGUACUGUUUACAAAUUGUAUAUCUAAUCCAUCCAUUCAUCAACUAUAUCUGCUUGUCCUUAAGAUUUGUUUUUGCAAUAAGUAUAUAAGAAAUUAACAAACGUCCUAAUGUCCUAUAUCUAUA
Messenger RNA from Centropristis striata (black sea bass), 1473 nucleotides. It is a transcript of the gene mrpl30, whose product is annotated as mitochondrial ribosomal protein L30. Lineage: Eukaryota; Metazoa; Chordata; Actinopteri; Perciformes; Serranidae. The record is from RefSeq and is a predicted model, not a curated record. The transcript is spliced from 5 exons. Gene Ontology annotation, biological process: translation. Gene Ontology annotation, cellular component: mitochondrion; large ribosomal subunit. The coding region runs from base 254 to 733 and encodes 159 amino acids. Gene Ontology annotation, molecular function: structural constituent of ribosome.